AUGACCGUAGAGAAAUCGGGAUACGCACCGUUUCGCGUUGGGACAGAGACGUACCAAACUUGGUACAAGGUUGUGGGCGAGCUGGGAGCCGGACGUAGACCGAUCGUGUGUCUGCAUGGAGGGGGAGGAAUGACACAUCACUACAUGUUACCACAUGUCGCGCUCAACUCGCGCCUUGGCGUUCCCGUCGUUUUCUAUGACCAGUUGGGGAACGGCGAAUCAACUCACCUCCCGGACGCGCCUAAAGACUUCUGGAAGCCCGAUCUAUGGGUGGACGAGCUUAACAAUCUCCUCCUAUAUCUGGGUAUCUCCGAUGGCUUUGACCUCCUUGGAAACUCUUGGGGAGGCAUGCUUGCGGCGCAUUUCGCAUCAACGCAGACGACCCCUGGCCUAAAGAGCUUGAUAGUAUCCAACUCCCCGGCGUCGAUCCCUUUAUUAAAGGAAGCGACAGAAGCAUUGAUCGAUCGAUAUCCCGACGCUGCUGCAAAAAUGCGGAAGCAUGCUGAGGCAGGAACUUUCACCGACCCAGAAUAUCGAUUAGCUGCGCAGUCCAUCCACGCUCAACAUUUCUGCCGAGCCCAUCCCAUACCUGAAGAUCUCAUGACGUCCCUCACUUCGGUGUCCAAGGACCCGACAGUGUUCUCUACCAUGGUCGGUCCCUCGGUAUAUCACAUAAUCGGGAACAUAAAGACCUGGUCCAUUAUCAACAAACUAAACAAGAUUUCUUGUCCCCUGUUACUCAUCAGUUCUCCGCAUGACUUCGUGCAGCCUAGUGCGAUCACCCCAUGGUUCCAAGGUGUCCCCAAGGUGAAGUGGGUAGAGCUGCAGAAUAGCACCCAUAUGCCGAUGUUUGAGGAACCUGAGAGAUAUUUUGAUGUCCUAGUAGCGUUCUUAAAUCGCGACGAAGGAGGCUGUCAGGUCGAGCCAUCAUAA
Molecule: messenger RNA, 933 nt
Organism: Pleurotus ostreatus (oyster mushroom)
Lineage: Eukaryota; Fungi; Basidiomycota; Agaricomycetes; Agaricales; Pleurotaceae
Exons: 6
Coding region: 1-933 (310 amino acids)
Biological process (GO): proteolysis
Molecular function (GO): peptidase activity
Source: RefSeq, a predicted model, not a curated record